AUGGAGUACCAUACGAAGAUCCGGUGGCAGAAGCAGCCGGAGAAUCAAAUGGGAAACAUUCUCUUCGGUGGACACGACAGCGAAAUUUGUAAACACAUCGCAUGGCUGUUUGAACAGAUCCUGGUGAUGAUCACUGACGUGAAAACCGAGUGGCAACUCACUAAGAGUGUCAUAAUGGAGGCUGCCGCCGAAUGCUGCGGAUUCAAAUGGGUUGGCCUGCCGGUGGAUGUCAGAAAAGAUAUUUUGCUGCUGGACACCAGAGGUACAAUUGACGUUUAA
Molecule: messenger RNA, 279 nt
Organism: Soboliphyme baturini
Lineage: Eukaryota; Metazoa; Nematoda; Enoplea; Dioctophymatida; Soboliphymatidae
Source: the annotation of a GenBank genome assembly